Stegodyphus dumicola is the source of this 650-nucleotide messenger RNA. RefSeq names its product multidrug resistance-associated protein 1-like. Gene Ontology annotation, molecular function: ATP hydrolysis activity; ABC-type transporter activity; ATP binding. The record is from RefSeq and is a predicted model, not a curated record. NCBI's taxonomy places the organism in Eukaryota, Metazoa, Arthropoda, Arachnida, Araneae, Eresidae. Gene Ontology annotation, cellular component: membrane. Gene Ontology annotation, biological process: transmembrane transport.
CUUCUAAAGAAAAAGUUUCAAUGGCGAGAUUGACCUCCGUUGAGACAACUAAGAAUGGUCACACUGAAAUCACCAUUGCUCCAGGUGAUCAUAGAUCAGAUAUCUCUAACCUUAGCAUAUUAAAGCCAAUCGUGAAGACAUUUGGCUUUGAACUUUUUUGGGCUGCAAUGUUGAAGUUCGGAGCCAGUACAAUAACUUUUGUAAAUCCUCUAAUUUUAGACUUACUAAUUGCCUUUGUUGGAAGCAAUGAGCCAUACUGGAAAGGAUUUUGUUAUGCAGUUGCCAUGUUUUUUGCAGCAAUGCUUGAGUCAUUUUUAUCUGGACAAUAUGAAUACAGAAUAUAUAUCGUUGCCAUGCGCAUUCGUUCUUGUAUUACGUCUAUUGUGUACAAAAAGGCCCUUGUAUUGUCAAAUGCAGCUAAGAAGAACUAUACAGUAGGAGAAAUAGUCAACUUAAUGUCUGUGGAUACCCAAAGAGUGAUGGAUUAUGUUCAGAUGGUCAAUCUCCUAUGGUCAGCCCCUCUUCAGAUUGCUAUAGCAAUAUAUCUUCUUUGGCAACAAUUAGGUAUUGCUACUCUUGGUGGAUUAGCUGUCAUGAUUUUGAUGAUACCUCUGAAUGGAGUCAUUAGUGUAUUUAUCAGAAAUUAUCAG